AUCAAUUGCAUUUUCGCUCUGCCGGCGAACUGAAGUACAAUUCUUUUCAUCCGCAUUCGCACGAAAUCAAGUGAAUCCAGAAUGCUGUCCAGGGUCUUCUGUAUGCGCCUGAACACCUAUGGUGUGCUCAUUGGAUGGCUGGGCGUGAUUCUAUCCUUCUUGGCCACGAUCCUUUUGUCCGUGGCCCUGGGAUUCGUCGAUGAAAUUGCGCAGCAGAUCGCCAAGGAAUCCAAAGAUUCGGACAUGACGGUCACCCAGAUUCGCAGUGUGCUAGUAAUCAUUUUCAGUGUUUACCUGGCGCUCAAGGUGAUUAAUCUUCUGGCUUCGGUCAUGUUGGUCGCAGGUACCGUUAAGGAACGCCAUUUGCUCCUGCUGCCCUGGCUGAUCAACAAUGGAGUGUUGCUUGUCUUUGGAAUUGUCACCAAUAUUGUAAUGCUGGCCCAAGUCAUCGGAAGUACACCCUUCCUGAGCGCUCUUCCACUCAUUUUGGUGGAUGUGGGCCUGCUCGUGCUGACCUGGUAUCUCUACUACGGCAUCUACUCGCUCUUCAAGCAGAUCCAGGCAUCCAGUGAGGUCCAGCGACCGCUGAUCCCACCGCCGACCCAGCAGCAGACCAACUCUUAUCCCAGCUACACCAAGAUUUAAGCUCCAGUGCAGCUUCCUGUUUUGCGAGCUCUUAUUACAUCAUAUCCCUUUCGAAUGUUUCCAGUGGGGCCUCCCCGAUUAACGUAAUAUUUUUCUAGCUAGUAACACCAAAAUUAUAUACUACGUCGUAUUUCAUGCAUCAGAGAACGAAAAUCUGUGUGUACAUCAUAUAUAUUUACAUUAACGCGACUGUAUCCAUACGUAUAUUCGAACGAAAUGGCCAAAACACGAUUUUUCGAUUGGCUCCAAAAAAAA
This is a messenger RNA of Drosophila sechellia, 900 nucleotides long. RefSeq lists its product as uncharacterized. The coding region runs from base 82 to 645 and encodes 187 amino acids. The record is from RefSeq and is a predicted model, not a curated record. NCBI's taxonomy places the organism in Eukaryota, Metazoa, Arthropoda, Insecta, Diptera, Drosophilidae. The transcript has 4 exons.